This is a messenger RNA of Astrephomene gubernaculifera, 3064 nucleotides long. The record is from the annotation of a GenBank genome assembly. Lineage: Eukaryota; Viridiplantae; Chlorophyta; Chlorophyceae; Chlamydomonadales; Astrephomenaceae.
UGCGUAGAGUAUGAUUCUUGUGAUCAUUAACUUCACUUUAUAUAUAAACGCUCUUUUGCUGGCGUUUACAGGAAGUCUGUAGUGUACACGAGAAGUGGAAGAACCGCUAAGCGCGACCUCCGAUCCCUGUACUGUAUGCAUAAGACCUAGGCAAGUCAACUCACACUGUAGCUUCAGCUCCUUGGCGGUUGGAACGCCAUGGAGUGGCUAGUAAAGGGCCAGGGUGCGGCCAACAUUGUCUUUAGCUACCAUGGAGAUGAUCGCAACCUGCAUGGCCACGUCCUGCGGAUUCGCAAAGCUACGGCCCACGUAGCCUCCGAAGUUGAUGAGCAUAUAUGGGAAGACGUUUUGGGAUGUACAAACGGCAAUCCCUUAACGCGUGAGUUGGCCUACAUAUCCAACGUCAUGGCCCCUUUGCUUGGAGAGGAGUACGUGCACCCAGGGGUGCCGUGCUGCGUUCCGGAGAGCUUCCGCGAGCAUGUGGGGGCGCACGCCGGUUGCAGCGGCUUCCCGGCCCUCCUGCAACCCGACCACACCACCUUCCAUGCAACCGCCCUCCAAGGCUACACCGGCGUGGGUCCCGCCAUCUGCCUGGAGAUCAAACCCAAGUGGGGUGUGCGGCCUGGUGGAGGCAGCUGUCAGCAGCAACAACAACAACAACAAAGCGUACAGUCAUCUCCGCAGGCUGAAUCUGCCGUAGUAGAGUCCCUAGUCGCGGCGGCCAGCAGCGGUGCUUGCCCCUCCGCCGAGGCCAAGCCUAGCACCGGAGCAGCCCUGGCAGCACCAGCGGUGGUUGGACAGCAGUGCCCGGCCUGCAGCAGCGAGGGGCGGUCAACGGAGCAACAGGGAGAGCGGCAGGGGGAGUUGGCUGUUGUUGACGUUGCCGCAGCGGAGGGCACCGUGGUGGACGUACGGCACCGGUAUCCCCGCUUCCUGCUGCACAUGCUGUUCAAGCACGUCAAGGAAGGUGCGCCCCUCAGCUACUACAACCCGCUGGACCUGUUCUCCGGGGAGCCGGGGCGCAUGAGGCGAGCGCUGAGGUGCCUGCUGGAGUCGCCCAGCAACAACCUACGUGUGUUCAAGGACGGUGUCCCGGUGUACGGCGCCGGUGUGCGUCACGGAUGCCCCAGCAGUAGCAGUGGCGCAGGGAGCCAUGCAACAGCAGCCCCCACCUCAGCCCCCAGCCCCCAGACGUGCCUGCAGCAGCUCGCAGCCCAGCUGCGCGGUCUGGUGCUCCCUGACAGCAGCACGCGAGCUGAGGAGCAGCGGCGAUGUCAGGGGCAGCAGCAGCAGCAGGAGGAGAAGGAGGGGGUCCUCAGGGCUGGCAGCGGCGCUGCGGGGACGUCUUUGGGACCGGCGUGUAAUGGAGAGGAGGGCGCAGUGGAGGAGGAGGGGAGGAGGGGCGUCCCUGCAGCAGCUGCAGCGGUGGCGCAGGAGGAGGUGGAGGUGGAGGGGAAUGCGGGUCUCUCGGAGGAGCAGGAGGAGGUGCUGGAGGAGGUCAUACGGCUGGCGGUGGAGGCGCUGCAGCGAGAGGGUGUGCUAGCCAGGCUGCAUGCGGUGCAGGCGCUGGACACGCUGGGGCCGCAGGGGGCGCUGCGGGUGUAUGAGGAGGUGGUGGCGGCGCUGCAGAAAGAAGAUCCGGCCUGCCACCCGGCCGUUGACUCCACAGCCGCCCAAGACGCAACCACAACCUCGUCCUGCACACCGGGCGCCGGUGUCCCCCAGGCCGCCCAUGCCGGCCGGCUGUCCGCCCUCCGCAGCUACCUCAUGUCCGCCACCGCCAAGGACUGCGGCAUCAUGAUCACACUGCAGCGAGCCCAGCCCGUCACUCCCAGCGGGACUCUUCCUGCUUCAGCUGCUGCUGCUCCUGCUGCUGCUGAUGAUGAAAAUGAUGUGGGGGGCGCGGUAGCCGCCCAGCAGGCGUCGGUCCUGCUGUCGUCGGAACCUGCCUGCAGCUCCGGGGAGGGGGCCGCACCCGCAUCAAGGGCGGCUGCAGCAGCUGCUGCUUCCGCACAGCAGCCGCAGGCAUCCGACUGUUGUACUGCAACAACAGAACAAACGGAGCUUUUGGAUGUGAAGCUGGACUCGGAUGCGGCGGCGGCAGCGGACGGAGGCCUCCCCGCGCUGCAUGCGGUCGUGUCUUCCGCGCAGCGGCUGCAGCGGCGGUCGUGUGUGGGGCUGCUGCAGGCGGGCGCAGAAGGCGGGAGGGCGGGGGGGCCGGCGGCCUACCUGUACAAGGUGGCGUUUGUGGAUCUGGACAUCAAGGCGGCUGCCAAGAUCGUCAGGCACCUGGAUCUGGAGCGGCGGCUGGUGGCGUGUGCGGAGGAGCAGGGGGGGCUGCUGCGGGAGCUGGCGGAGCGCGCGGGGUGGCGGGGGUGAGGCAGGGGUGUGGGGGGGGGGAAUGUUGACCUGUGUGAGGCCUUGGAUGGUGCGCUGACGCCUGGAGAAGCAUGCAUGGGCGCAGGGCAUGGUGGCAGAGGCUGCGUGUUGGCCGCCCUCACAAGCGGCUUUGGUAGGUUUUUUGUUUGAGGAGUACGGUUGCAGGGCCGGGGUGUCCUUCCAGGUGCUGCCUGGCUGGGCGGAGGGGGCCUCGCAGCUGGGGAUACGGGGGUGGUGGAAUAGAGGGUAGGGUGCUCGGCUCCAAGAGGACAAACAACGGCGUAGGAGGCUUCGUUGCGCGGUGUGGUCGUGAGCCUGAUUAGGACACAUCAUCAAGCCCGGUUGCACGUGUGCGUCAGUCCAGCGCAUGCAAUAGCCGGCCCGCAUCCCCGAGGCGCCUCGGGCCGCACCCCCUGGGCGCAUGGAAGCUGCGCGCGCAGCAGUGCCGAGCAGCACACCCCAGGCUGGGCUGGGCGGGUUGCACAUGUUGCAAACCAUGAUGACGCCUUAUCAGGGGUUAUCACACGGCCAGCUAGUUGUUUCCUCUUUACCCCAGGCUGGGACACCCAUGUCUUAUGUCUCAGCGUAACCACCGUAUCCACUGCACGCAAAACACAUUACCAGCGCUCGUCCUAGUCAACCUUAUUCCCCCGGGCCCCCACCAUGUAACAAAACCAACACUACA